Molecule: messenger RNA, 657 nt
Organism: Octodon degus (degu)
Lineage: Eukaryota; Metazoa; Chordata; Mammalia; Rodentia; Octodontidae
Product: olfactory receptor 18-like
Exons: 3
Coding region: 1-657 (218 amino acids)
Biological process (GO): G protein-coupled receptor signaling pathway
Cellular component (GO): membrane
Molecular function (GO): olfactory receptor activity; G protein-coupled receptor activity
Source: RefSeq, a predicted model, not a curated record
AUGUACCUGGUCACCGUGCUUGGGAACCUGCUUAUUAUCUUGGCUGUCAGCUGUGACUCCCACCUCCACAGCCCCAUGUACUUCUUCCUCUCCAACCUGUCAUUAGCUGACAUCUGUUUCACCUCUACCACAGUUCCAAAGAUGAUUGUAGACAUCUUAACUCACAGUAGGGCCAUUUCCUAUUGGGGAUGCCUCACACAGAUGUAUGUUUAUAUUCUUUUUGGAAGUAUGGAUGACAUGCUUCUUACUGUGAUGGCCUAUGACCGGUUCGUGGCCAUCUGUCACCCACUGCAGUACCCAGUCAUUAUGAAUCCUCGCUUUUGUGGCUUCUUACUUUUGCUAUCUUACUUGGCCAUUGUUUGUUUAUUUUAUGGAACAAGCAUUGGUGUGUAUCUCGGUUCAACUGUAUCACAAUCUCCCAGAAAUUGUUUGUUGGCCUCAGUUAUUUAUACCUUGGUCACCCCAAUGCUAAAUCCAUUCAUCUACAGCCUGAGGAACAGGGACAUUAAAAGUAGCCUGAGUCAGCUCUAUAGGAAAACUUUAACCUCAGGACGAUUCAGAGUAGUUGUGCAUGCCUGUAACCCCAGCAAUCCAGAGGUUGAUAUAGAGGCCAAUCUGUCCACCACUCCCACACCGACUGGACUGCCUCUGAGCUAA